AUGGUCGCAAGGGUGAGCAGUGAGCUGGGGGUAGGACUGGUCGCCAUCUCCGAACCCAACAGGGUUCCGGAUGACGGGCGCUGGCUGGCUUCCACGGACAGCCCGCCAUCGGCCGCCAUAACUUGGCAAUGGACACAGGCCAGGGGGGACACCGUGAUAGUAUCGUGUUACUUUCCCCCCAGUCUCAGUGAGGAGGAAUUCCUCAGGGAUUUGAGAGAACUGGAGGUAAGGUUAGCGGGUACGGUGGGUCGCCCAGUUGUCAUUGCGGGCGACUUUAACGCCCGCGCCUUCGCGUGGGACGGAGGGGGUCGAAACAGGAGGGGGGACCUCCUGUUGGAUUGGCUUGCCGCCAUGGACCUUCAGGUCAUUAAUGAGGGUGCAGAGCCGACCUGCGUACACCCCCGAGGAACCUCGAGGGUAGACCUGACGAUGGCAUCGCCCUCGACUGUCAGGAAAAUAACGGAAUGGAGGGUCGCAUCUGAGGUGGAGUCCCUAUCGGAUCACCGUUAUGUGGUUAUGAGGUUGGGGACCUCCAUCCUCGGCCCAGAGAUUGGGAGAGCGGCCCUCCGGACCUUUCCGAGAUGGGUGGCCAGCAGGGCGGACUCCGACCUGAUGGAGGCAGUGGCGGUCUUCUCAACGUGGAGCGAGAUCCCCGGAGACGCCGCCGGAGGAGCCCUACUUAUGGAUCGGACAAUGUGGGACAUAUCGGACGUCAGCAUGCCGAGGAGAGGACUCCCAAAGAGACCGAGCGCGUACUGGUGGAGCGAAGAUAUUGCGGAGCUACGCCGCGCCUGUAACGCGUGCAGAAGGAGGGUCACGCGAGCGCGGUCGCGCGCAAAUGUGCCUCCGGACGAGAUAAGGGCCCUUUGGGGCGAAUUAAGAGACAGGCGCAGGGAUCUGAGGGGUGCGAUCGCUCGAUCCAAAGCUAGCCUUUGGAAAGAGCUGGUCGAUGACCUUGACAGAGAUCCCUGGGGCACACCGUACCGCGUAGUCCUCCGGAAACUGCGCUCGGGAGACGCGUCCGUCCUGGAGGUGCUUCCCCCUGAGACUGCAGAAGAUAUAGUGGCAACGCUUUUCCCUGCGGACUCGUCCCCGCAGGGGAAGGGGGGGAAUAGCCGUCGAAUGGAGCGGCGACCUGGGGGUAACGCCGGUGGAGGUCCUGGAGGCUUGCUCCAGGGUCAAAACCGGAAAAGCCCCUGUUCCAGACAGCAUUAUGGGAGGAGUUGUCAAGAGCACGGUGAGGCAUCUGGCUCCAUUGUGGGCCAGAUGCUUCACCGAGUGUCUCAGGGGAGGGGGGGUACUUCCCACGGCAAUGGAAGAAGGUCAGGCUGGUCUUGA
This is a messenger RNA of Trachymyrmex cornetzi, 1338 nucleotides long. RefSeq lists its product as uncharacterized. The record is from RefSeq and is a predicted model, not a curated record. Bases 1 to 1338 code for a protein of 445 amino acids. NCBI's taxonomy places the organism in Eukaryota, Metazoa, Arthropoda, Insecta, Hymenoptera, Formicidae. Gene Ontology annotation, molecular function: catalytic activity. The transcript has 2 exons.